AUGUAUUUCUCAUCUCGAAAUCUUUUAGUUUCCACCUCUCUCCUCUCCUCCGCCCUUUCGACCACCAUCCGCCAUGCUCCCCGCCCAGAUCUCCCUUCCCGCGUAAUCCAUCAGUUUUCUGAUCCUACCUGGCUCGAAAAUAUUGUGAUAACCUCUGUAGCCAGCACCCUCACAGGUGCCAACACCAUCUACUCUGUUAAUCUCACAUCAUACGUCCCCUCCACCAACAGCGGUGCCUCUGUCUCAAAAGUAGCAAUUAUAUCCGGCGCCGGAUCUCUGAAUGGACUCACCACCCUUUCCGAAUCCCAAAAUUUGAUCAUCGCAACUGAUCUCAUCCUCGGAGUUAUCUGGUCCAUCAACGUUCUCACUUCCGAAUACUCUGUUCUUCUAGACCUCGCAGAGUUGAGACCACCCGUUUCCACUUCUUUGGCAUUUGGUGUUAGUGGUCUUAAAGCUUUGACUCCUACCACUGGCGACACAGAUCAAGUAUAUAUCUAUUACACAAACACAGGUCUCAUGACCUUUGGACGAAUUCCGUUCUCGCUUAGCACUUUGAACGUCACAGGACCAGUAGAGAUCCUUACUAAUGCUUAUGCAGCCGAUGAUUUCGCACUGGAUCCCGAGCAGAGAGCUGCUUAUUUGGCUUAUGGAACUGGAGCCAGUGUGUUGAAGAUUGAUCUUGAGGAUGAUGAUAUGAGUGUGGUUAUUGGUGGAGUUAACGAUACAUUGGCUAGAAGUGCAAAUGAGACUGUUUUGUCUGGUCCAACGAGUGUUCAGUUGGGUAGAGCUGAUGAUGGAUUGGGUUGGGCGUAUGCUAGUUAG
Molecule: messenger RNA, 822 nt
Organism: Botrytis porri
Lineage: Eukaryota; Fungi; Ascomycota; Leotiomycetes; Helotiales; Sclerotiniaceae
Exons: 2
Coding region: 1-822 (273 amino acids)
Source: RefSeq, a predicted model, not a curated record